Molecule: messenger RNA, 1110 nt
Organism: Nelumbo nucifera (sacred lotus)
Lineage: Eukaryota; Viridiplantae; Streptophyta; Magnoliopsida; Proteales; Nelumbonaceae
Product: structural molecule
Biological process (GO): endoplasmic reticulum to Golgi vesicle-mediated transport; intra-Golgi vesicle-mediated transport; intracellular protein transport
Cellular component (GO): endoplasmic reticulum-Golgi intermediate compartment; Golgi membrane; COPI vesicle coat
Source: RefSeq, a predicted model, not a curated record
CCACUUUGCUCUUUCUCUUUAUUUUCGAAACUCUGUUAUUCUUUAAUCUUCUUUAACUUCUCCUCCUCGUUUCUUCUUUUAUCACUUUUCUUUAGUUUCAAAAUUCUCUUCUUUAGUUUCGAAACCACUCCUCCUUUCUUUAAUCUUCUGUAAUCUUCUAUUCUUUAAUCUUGCUUUCACUCAUAAAACCCUCUAUUCUUUUGUUUCUUAUAAAACCCUCAGUUCUUUCGUUUCUUAUUUUAUCACAAAUCAUCAACUGGUUUGGGUGUUGCUGUAGGAAGAAUCCAUCGACGACGCAAGGACUGGCUUGGUAAAGGUGUGCAACUUCGUUAGGAUACAGAACCUUUUCGGACGGCAAAGGUGUGCUUCUUCGUUACCGCAGAAAUGCAUGGGAAAUCAUGGGACCAGAUUGUGAGCGUUGACGAUUAUGGCCUUGGUGUAAGGGAGAGCUUGGUAGAGGCUGUUGGUGCUGUCAUUGACAUUCUUGGCAUGCAGCCCUGUUAGGGCACUGAAGUUGUACCAAGCAAUUCGAGGUCACACACAUGCCUGUUGUCUGGUGUGUUUAUAGGCAAUGUCAAGGUGCUUGUCCGGUUGUCAUUUGGAAUUGGGCCCAAGUAGGUUGCCAUGAAGCUGGCUGUUAGGUUUGAAGAUCAAACAGUCAGUGAUGCCAUCCAUGAGAUCAUUGCCAGCGGCUGAUGGUAGCAGCUUUCAUAUUGUUGGACUUGAUUUUCGCCUUUUUCUACUCCUUGGUUAAGUGAGACUUGAUUUCUACUUCUUGUCUACCUCCCCACACUUGUUAACACACUCUUACCUCUCUAGAAUUAAAGGAAAAUUUAGGAAGCUGCACAAAAGAGUAAAUAAACUAAGCUUGUUCUGUUGGUGUUACAGAAUCGCCUUGGACUUGCUUGACGUGAUGUUGAACAUGGUAAAGGAGGAUACUUCACAUGUGUGGAUGGAGACAUUUGAUCAAAUUUUACAUGCCAUUUUUUUUGGAUUGAGUUUCAUGUAUUUAAGAACAUUGAAUUUGUAGCAAACACAUGGAUGUUAAAGCACUUUGAGAUAUAGUUCAUGUAUUCAAGAACCUUUUAAUGAAAUUUUAAAUUCAAGUUC